AAACACCAUCCGCUGCAGACCCAAGUUGUCAUUCCGAUAUCUCUCCCACCGGUCACAACUCCAAAACUGCCACCACCACCAACACCGAAUUUGCCAUCUCUAGAGUUACUCGAAGGAAGUAGAGAAAAUUACAUCAAGAUUGGAGCUAAACUUUAUGAAGCGUCGAUGAAAGGCAAUUGGGAAGUUGCUAAAGGGAUCCUAGACGACAGACUAGAGUUGGUACGCUUUGCCAUCACAAAAAACUAUGAAACACCACUACAUGUCGCCGCAUCAGCCGAAAGCAACAAGUCUUUGGAAUUGUUCGUAAAAGAACUAGUGGAACGGAUGGACAAUGAGGAUUUGCAACUACAAAACAAAAACUACCAAACUGCUCUUUAUUUAGCAGCUGCAGCAGGAAAUGUAAAAAUUGCCAAGAUAAUUGUGAACAAGAACAAGGUUGUUCUCAAUAUCCCUACUAAUAAAGGAAAAAUGCCACUCUAUAUAGCUGCUUUAUUGGCUGAACGUGAGAUGGUAAAGUAUCUCUACGAGCAAUCCAAUAAAAUGUCGGGAGAUUUUUGGACAAUUGAAAAUCGAAGUUGGGUUCUACAUAAAUGUGUUGAAAGUGAUAUGUUUGAUAUUGCUCUGAUCAUAGCCAAGGAUUGUCCGGAAAUCACCAACGUGAAGAGCUUACUUACAAAUGUACUUGUGGCUCUCGCUCAGAAAAUUGAUGCAUUUGAAGGCAAAAAACCACAUAUUAUCUUGAGAAUCAUCAAGUCAAUUUGGCCAAGACAUGUUGAAAAGGACAGUGACGUAGUAGAGUUGUUAAAAGUAAUAUGGGGUAAGGUUGCCAUGUUGCCUAUGGAGGAGGUUGAUGACAUAAUCCGAGGGCCAGCUUCAGAAGUAACAAAGGAAGGUAUCAAAACAACUGUGUACAAAUCCAGAGUACUAUUUCUUGCUGCAAACAUGGGAAACACGAGAUUCAUAAUAGAGCUCAUUCAGUCGUGUCCAGAUCUAAUAUGGAUGGUAGAUGACAAAGGACUAAGUAUCUUUCACAUGGCUGUCAAACAUCGGCAAGCAAAGAUCUAUAACUUGUUGCAUGAGAUAGGGUCCAUGAAAGAUCGAAUUACUCGUAUGAAAGACAAAGAAGGCAAUAAUAUGUUGCACUUAGUUGGAAUAAGUGCUAAACCAAGACGAUUUCAGAAUGUCUCAGGAGUUGCUCUACAAAUGCAACGAGAGUUAUUAUGGUUCCAGGAAGUAGAGAGAAUGGUCCCUUCUAGUUACAGACAAAGGAGAAAUGAACAUAAUGACACACCACGGGACAUAUUCAAAAAGAAACAUGCAGAUCUACUGAAAAAUGGUGAGGAGUGGAUGAAAGAUACGGCUGCCCAAUGUAUGGUGGUCGGUACGCUUAUAUCAACGAUAGUAUUUGCUGCUGCUUUUACACUUCCCGGUGGAUAUGAUCAAGACACUGGUAUUCCCUUUUUCCGUCAGAAACCAGUCCUCAUUGUUUUUGUAAUCUCAGAUGCCAUCUCUUUGAUAUUCUCUUCAACGUCAGUUCUCAUGUUCUUAUCCAUCCUCACCUCUCGCUAUGCUGAACAUGAUUUCUUGCAAUCUUUACCUAAAAAGCUAAUGUUCGGUCUUGGAACACUUUUCCUUUCUAUUGUGACCAUGAUGGUUGCUUUUAGUUCAAGUUUUUUGUUACUAUACCACAAAAACUUGAAAUGGGUGCCAAUUAUCAUCGGUAGUCUUGCAGUGUUGCCGGUCGUUCUGUUUGCUAUACUGCAAUUUCGUCUUUUAGGGGAUGUCUUUCACUCAAUAUAUAGAUCCAAAUAUCUAUUUCAGCCCACAAAUCGCAUUCUUUACUAUUAAGUAUUGUUAUGAUUUCAUUUAAGAUGUAUCUAUUUAUCUUUCUUUUA
Molecule: messenger RNA, 1895 nt
Organism: Erigeron canadensis
Lineage: Eukaryota; Viridiplantae; Streptophyta; Magnoliopsida; Asterales; Asteraceae
Product: protein ACCELERATED CELL DEATH 6-like
Exons: 5
Molecular function (GO): protein binding
Source: RefSeq, a predicted model, not a curated record